GGAGCCAAUGAAUCAAUUAACAUAUUCCCUGCCCACUGCCCAGUGAUUGACAGUUGUCAGUCAAUGUAUGACUCCUCCUCUCCCACCUUCCCUGUUUGUCACAUCAAACUAUUGGAGGUCUUACCUGAUCCCCCACCCAACACCACGUUUGUUGAGGCUGCUCAUCACUCCGACAUGGAUUGCAGCGCUUAUGAGAUGGACCCCCUGGAGGUUCCCCCUCUAACCCCAACCAGUAAGGAGGUUUUAUGCGAGGCCCUGAGCGCAACUUUUGCCGGUUUCACUCAGGAGAGGCUCACGCAUCGCUUCCCGCAAGACGUGACUUUAUGGUCCGAGUGGGAGGUGAACCACUGGCUGGACUGGUGCCGGGCCGAGUUUGGGCUGCAUUCGCUAGGGUCAGACCUGAAGGGCCUGCAGGGUCACGAGCUGUGUGGCCUUGACCGUGACGCGUUCCUGGGCCUCACGUCUGACUACACGGCUGGAGAGAUCCUGUGGGAGCACCUGGACAUCAUGAGACGUGAGAAUGACUGCAAUGCUGCACAGAUCGCGUGCACAGAAUCAUCUCUCUGCCAGCUUCAUAGCGUUAAAGACAAGCAAAGCUACCAAGUGGAGUACCUUGAGAGGACACAGCACAAUUCUGUGGAGGAAGCCCAGCAUCAAUACUAUCUGCUCAAAAGCCAACAUCCAAACAGGAACAAUCAGGCUUCUGAGACAGCAACAAACAGCGAGAGCGACUCCGAAGCAGAGACGUUUCCCAGCGGGAACUUGAUGUGGACCGGCACCGGGGUUCAGUGUGAAGACAUAUUCACUUUAGCACAUCCGUACAAAAGCUUCAAGGAGUAUGUGGGAGACAAGACCGAGGUGGGCAAUGCGGUGAUACCGGCAGCCAUCCUCGCUGGUUACACUGGAAGUGGUCCCAUUCAGCUGUGGCAGUUUUUACUGGAGCUGCUGACCGACCGCAGCUGUCAGUCGUGUAUCAGCUGGACAGGAGACGGCUGGGAGUUCAAGCUGACCGACCCGGAUGAGGUGGCGCUGCUGUGGGGUCGUAGGAAGCACAAGCCCAAGAUGAACUACGAGAAGCUGAGCCGCGGCCUGCGCUACUACUACGACAAGAACAUCAUCCGCAAGACGGCGGGCAAGCGCUACGUCUACCGCUUUGUAUGCAACCUGCAAGGGCUGCUGGGAUACGAGCCAGGCGAGUUGCACGCCAUGUUGGACAUCAGCGCCAAGGCCCGCUAACGAACACGUGAGCGCGAGCAGCAUUGUCACUUUACAUACACAUCAGCUAUGUGCACAUGGACACAUUUAAUCGGGUUAAGAGCCUAACCGGAAUUAAAAUGCUUCAUGUAAACAUGCCAUUCGGAAUAUUAUGACCCGAUCACGGACAUUCGAAUCAAAAUUUCAUUCUAAACGAGACGGGUGGUUUAUCCCGAAAGUCAUUCGGAUUGUAGCGCUUCAAAACACAUCUUCCGUUACUUUUUGUGCCACAGUGGUGUUCGGCGAUGGAUUCCUAUAACCUGCACUCAAUCCACUCGCUGCAUGUUCCUUUUGAUCAGAGGGAGAAGACACUUUGUCAGACACUCUUUUCAAUAUUCCACCUGUCACAUUUAUUUGCAUCAACACAAAGACAUAUACUUACAGAGCCUCUCUUGGUUGUUGUCGACACAACACCAACUUUUGCUGGAUCGUGUGUGGGCAAGCACUUCGACAGUCAAAUUUUGUUUCGGAUGACUUUCUCUGUCUCUUUAUUGAUGACUUUACAUGUCUCGUCUGAGCAUAGUGCUGACCAGUGAUUUAACCAAACAGAUUUGAUCAGUGACAAAGCAAAAUCCAUUACAGUCUAUUGAAGAACAAAAUUUGCCUGUCUAAUUUCUGUUUCCUCUAUACUGAUACUAGAUCAGGGGUGUCAAACUUAUGGCGGAUGAGUUUGUCAGGUAUAAAAAUGAGCCCAAAUGUUUUAAUUAAAGAAACCGCUGUUCUAAAUGUGUCCACUACAUGUCACAAUGGCAAUUCUUUGUAUCUUUGUAGAUGAUGCUACAUAUGUAAAAAACAACAACACUUGUUAGUGCACCAGUCAAGGAAAAUGAGCAAACUACAUAAAUAACAUCCUGUAAUUUGAUUUUGAUAUUUUUUUUUUAUCUUGAUAGAUUGAAAAUGAACACCAAUCAGUUGACUGAUGAACAUUAACACACAACUCAUUCAGAAAGUAUAAAUAACGACAAAUAAAGAUAGAAUACAAUUAACCGCAACAUGUAAGUGUAAAAAAACCUCAACAACAUUGUGAUUUGUAAAUUUUUAGAAUGUGCUUGUUCUAUUUUUAAACAAAGAAAACAAUCUGAAGUUGUCUUUACUUUCGAGUUAUCGUGCCGUGAUUGGACCGGCCUACUUGAGAGUAGAUUAUUGUCCAUGUGGCCCCUGAGCUAAAAUGAGUUUGACACCGCUGUACUAGA
Entelurus aequoreus (snake pipefish) is the source of this 2447-nucleotide messenger RNA. Its product is annotated as protein C-ets-1-like. The coding region runs from base 64 to 1236 and encodes 390 amino acids. Lineage: Eukaryota; Metazoa; Chordata; Actinopteri; Syngnathiformes; Syngnathidae. Gene Ontology annotation, cellular component: nucleus. The transcript has 8 exons. Gene Ontology annotation, molecular function: sequence-specific DNA binding; DNA-binding transcription factor activity, RNA polymerase II-specific. Gene Ontology annotation, biological process: cell differentiation; regulation of transcription by RNA polymerase II. The record is from RefSeq and is a predicted model, not a curated record.